Messenger RNA from Adineta steineri, 996 nucleotides. Lineage: Eukaryota; Metazoa; Rotifera; Eurotatoria; Adinetida; Adinetidae. The record is from the annotation of a GenBank genome assembly.
AUGCAUCGCACAGAAGAAUGGAUUCUGCAAUUAUCUUCCAUAGAUAUAGCUGAGUUAGAAGCAGCAACUGAAUCAUAUAUUACUUCCAAACAUAAUAUUGCUUUUACUACGGCAGAAAAUUUUCCUUUACCAACGUUGGGUUGCAAACUUUUAGCCCUUCGUAAAGAACUAAUUAAUGGUCGUGGAUUUUUUUUGUUACGAGGACUACCAGUACAUAAAUAUAGUGAACGUCAAGCAGGCACUAUGUUUUAUGCACUGGGUUGUCAUCUUGGACUUACACGAUCACAAAAUGCCAUGGGUCAUUUUCUUGGUCAUGUUCGCGACUUAGGUAUGAAAAGCAAUGAUCCAAAAGUUCGUCUUUAUCAAACAAAUGAACGGCAAACUUUUCAUACAGAUUCGUCGGAUGUGGUCGGCCUUUUAUGCUUAAAUACGGCAAAGACUGGUGGAACAUCUUUGUUAGUGAGUGCUUCGACAAUUUUCAAUGAAAUGCGUGCACAACGACCUGAUCUACUUGAACUUCUAUUACAACCCAUAGCAACUGAUCGCAGAGGCGAAGUUCCAGAAGGCAUGUUGCCGUAUUUAUUGAUUCCUGUCUUCAGUUUUUACGAAGGUUAUCUAACUGUUUUUUAUCAACGUCAAUACAUCGAUUCUGCACAACGAUUUGAGGAUGCACCUCGUCUAACAUCAAAACAUAUAGAAGCACUCGAUAUGUUUGAUCGGCUUGCCAAUGAUCCAAAACUUACUCUGUCGAUGAAUCUUGAGCCUGGAGAUAUGCAAUUUGUAUACAAUCAUGCUCUUCUACAUGAUCGUACAGGUUUCGAUGAUUGGGAUGAUCCAGCACAAAAACGUCAUCUUCUACGUCUAUGGCUUUCAAUACCAGGCGAUCGACCAUUGCCGGAUAUAUUUUCAACGCGUUUUGGUACGACUGAAAUUGGUAAUCGUGGAGGAAUCUUUGUUAGUGGUACAACGCCGACUAUUCCAUGGACAAAUGAAUAA